UGCUGUAGCAUGCUAGCCGAGCUAGCAUAGCCAAGAUGGAGCCACCGCUGAGGCUGGCCGCUGUUGUCGUGUGAUGGACAGACCUGCAUGAAUGGAUGUACUAAAGAGGGCUGCGUUAAACACCGCACAGUUCGACUCGAUACGUUCUAACGGAUUAACACUAGACUUUAAUGUUUGCAUCCACAAAUCAAGAGAUAUUUUAGUUUCGCUUUUGUCACUAUGAAACUUAACCUUAAACGUAGCUCUUUGCUAAGUUAGCUAAUGUUUACUGUUUAAGUUAUGAAACCUUUGCUGCUAAGCGCCACUGAACAAUACACAAAAAACUAUUAGACCAUUGAUAUAGUCAUUUUCAAGGCAGCACACGUAAAGCAGAGUAACUGUUCAUAUACAUGAUAUUUGCAGGAAAGGAAAUAAGCUAAAUGAAAAUGUCUAAAUUAUUAAUUGAAGUUGUAGGGCCCCCUGUCUAUUUUAGUAAAACAUCCAAUUAUCCAAGAUUAUUCAAGAGCGAGACUGGCAUUCAUAAUCUCACUCAAUUUCUUAUUAAAAGUAAAAACAUUUAAUGUUAUAUACUUAUGCUCCCUUUUUAUGUAAUGUUAUAACCAUGUAAAGUACAACAAUAAUGUGCUAUAAGAAAUUGAAUGUCAGUGCUUUUAUUUUGUUGAAUAUAACAGUGUAUUGUAUCAUAUAUCUUCAGUUUCAUGUUUUAUAUAUUAAAAGUCUAAACCAAAUCGGUAGCGUGUGCAUCUGUGAGGCGAUUGUAGGGACUGAAAGUACAAUAUUUAUAAUGUUGUAGAAAAUACUCGUGGUAAACAAGGUAAAAGUAACUUAAAAAUGCAAAUUGGUUUUACUGAACAUUGUAUAAAAUUAAGAUUAUAGCCGUGUCUUUAUCUUUUCCAUCUGCUUCAGAUUGCAUUGUUGCGUAGAAUUUAUAAAAAAUAACAAUUAUUUAAAACUUGUGUCUAUGAGAUCCAACCAAUGUUGUGCACAUGACAAGUGCAAAUCUGUUUAUAUCUUAAUGCUAAUAUAUAAUUUUAGUAUUAUCGUUCUGCCAUUUGGAUGCAAACAUUAAAAGAUGAAAUCGGCUGUCAAGUCUGAUUUCCUGUAGCAGAACAUGACGGCUUGCUGCUGUCAUGUUAUUUAAUAAAAAGCUGAUGCAUCCUGACAAUAGAAUAAAAGUGCAGCCCUUUAGAUUAUCCUUUAACAAAUUGUUAACUCGAUUUGUACUGUCUGAGUUACUUUGUGUUGUGCGUUUGUGGGUGUAUGUGUGAUGACAUUGAUAUCAAAUUCUUCCCAUACAUUUGUUGCAUACAAACUGAACAAUUGUGGCCCCUUUAUUUUAUUCAUUAAGGUUCAGUGUAUCUUUGCCAGCCUACAUCAAUCUGCAAAGGAGUUGCAGAAAAGCCUCAUGUUCAUCGAGCCGUAUGGGCAAGAAAACUGUUCCCAUUUAUACUUUUCUACAGCGGGUUUAAAAUUCUGCAGCUGAGGUCUUGAAGAUGCAGAAGGGUACAGUAUGUGGUGCAGAUCGCAGUGUGUAUAAACCCAUUUUUUCCCUUGGAUUUCUUUUUCUUUGUGUUUUUUUUCUUUUUAAUAUUUGUAAAGGUCUUUGCUGGAAUAUUUGUCUGACAUGUUUACAUUUUACGGUCACAGUCUUAGUAGCAGGCUUUUCUUGUAUAGACCAAUUUCCAACUCGUGUGUAUAUGUAAUAGAAAUGCUACAAAGUCAUGGUAAUCCAAAUGAGUUCUAGGAAACGAAUAUAACAUAUUGUGUCCUUGUUGGCUUCAUCUUUUGUUGCUCCACAUUUAUAGAGUGAACGUUGAGCCUGAUCACAAGUUAAACUGAACAGAGGCUCUAAUAUUUCCACAUUUUUAUCAAGGUGUGGGUAAGGUAAACACAGAGGUGAGGUAAGAACGCAGAACCACAUCUAGUUUCUGCAUUGUCACAUAAGUUAACAUAGUCCACUAGUUCAUUAGCUGCAGGUAAAUAUAAUGUUGCACUAAUAAAAUAUAUUUGAAACUUCCGAUAUCUAAGAAUUGGUUUUCACACGAUUGCAGGUAUAUUGACCAACGUAUGCAGAUUUUGUUUUACUGCAGUAUAGUGAUAUGAACUUAACCAUUGGACACCUCGCACAUGCUACCAAGUAUGUGAGGUCUUUCUCACUGGCGGUUUUCUGGAUUAUUUCAGGCGAUGAGACGAGGCAGAGGGUCAAGUACAGUGACGAGCGAGUCUGCAAAAGUCAUCUUCUCAACUGCUGUCCACAUGACAUCCUCUCCGGAACUCGCAUGGACCUGGGAGAGUGCACGAAGAUCCAUGACCUCGCACUUCGGGCAGAUUAUGAAAUUGCCUCCAAGGACAAAGAUCUGUUCUUUGAGCUAGAUGCGGUGGAUCACCUGGAGUCUUUCAUUGCCGACUGUGACCGGAGGACAGAGCUCGCCAAGAAGCGCCUCGCGGAGACACAAGAGGAGAUCAGUGCUGAGGUGGCAGCGAAGGCAGAGAAGGUUCAUGAGCUGAAUGAGGAAAUAGGAAAGCUCCUGGCCAAGGCUGAGCAGCUUGGAGCCGAGGGAAACGUGGACGAGGCCCAGAAGGUUCUGCAGGAGGUGGAGAAGGUCCGCACCAGGAAGAAGGAUGCAGAGGAGGAGUACAGGAACUCGAUGCCAGCCUCCAGCUUUCAGCAGCAGAAGCUUCGGGUGUGCGAGGUGUGCUCUGCCUACCUGGGUCUCCAUGACAACGACCGUCGCUUGGCAGACCAUUUUGGCGGGAAGCUUCACCUGGGCUUCAUCCAGAUCAGAGAGAAACUGGACCUGCUAAAGAAAACUGUGGUCGACAAACAGGAGCAAAGGAACCAGGAACGCCUGAAGAGACGAGAAGAGAGGGAGAAAGAGGAACAGCUGAAGAAGAGGACCAGAUCACCAAGCCGAGAGCAAAAAAGGUCCCGUUCUCGUGACCGUAAGAAGCGGCGCUCGAGCUCCCCAUCACGAGACAAGCGCCGCUCCCGCUCCAGGGAGAGGAAGAGGCGGCACCGCAGCCGAUCCCGCUCCCGCAGCCGAGGCCACCGCCACAGCCACGAGCAGAGCUCCAGACACAAGUCUUCCAGGGACAGAGAGCGCGUCUCCAGAGACGGGUCCCGGGAGCGAGACAGGAGGGACGGUAUGAACGGCCGGUCGGACUCCCGCCGAGCAGACGACAGGGACAUGGGGGACUUCUGAAGACCCGACUCCAUCCACCACCGACACAGUGUCCUCCUGUCCCCUCUGGUUAAUGUAACCUAGUCUUUGCCUUGACCCCUUUGUUCUCCUGCCUGCCUCCUUUCUUUGCUUUAAGAGUUUAUCGGCCCAGAGUUUCUCUUGUCUAGCAUCCAGAUUUAUCAGAUUGCAUUCGGAUGGCGGGAUUAGCUAUCGAUCCGUAGUGGAGUGUACAUCUGUAACUUGGUGGCUGUCUGUCCAUAUGUCCCGUGUCUUGUUCUAAACUCCAACACCGAUUCCAACGGAUGCAGAAAACAAGAGCUACCUAACUGCGUCAUUCAUAUAUUCGUCAUUCUUUAUUAAGGCGGAUGGUCUUUUGAUACAGAACCAGUCUGUAAAUAUAUUUGGGCCUACUGAUUGUCUUGGUCUGAUCAGCCUCGUCCCAUCCUGAUUUGUUUUGUUGUUUUAAUGUCCCUCUGCUUUGAGUGAAGGUCUUGAAUGUUUGUUCACAUAUUUGUCUCCAGUAUUUGGUCUAAAUUCAAAAUGAAGGGUUUAUAAUUCGUCGUAUUAGCAACAAAUAUAACUCUCAUUGUCCAAAUCAUGUCAUCUUCUAUGCUGCCAGUUGUGAAUGGAAUCUGUUCAGUUGUUUAGCCAGUUGAAGUAACUGCUUGUUUUUAGUUUGUAUUGGUGGCAGUCUCUCUUGUUUCGAAAUUUUCGUUCUAGCUUAAUUUCCUUUUAUUCAAAAUAUCGGGGAUAAUGGAAACUUCCACAUUAGCGUCGGCAUGUGGAGCAGUAGGCUCAUAAAUGACACAUCUUUAAUUCUGUGCUAAAACUGUGUACGCGUCGUGGCUCGAGUCAAACUGAAACGUCGACGUGGUUCAAAACAAAUUCCUUUUGCGUGUAGAUUUAUAUUUCAGUGCAGACAGAUUUGAAUGGAUGCAUUGCUUUACCUAAUGUGUGAAGUCGUAUGUUAUUUUGCUGGAAAUCUUUCUUUAAGUCUCAAUUAAAAACUCUUACCAUUUUA
Molecule: messenger RNA, 4203 nt
Organism: Pleuronectes platessa (European plaice)
Lineage: Eukaryota; Metazoa; Chordata; Actinopteri; Pleuronectiformes; Pleuronectidae
Gene: luc7l
Product: LUC7-like (S. cerevisiae)
Exons: 10
Coding region: 2100-3203 (367 amino acids)
Biological process (GO): mRNA splice site recognition
Cellular component (GO): U1 snRNP; U2-type prespliceosome
Molecular function (GO): mRNA binding
Source: RefSeq, a predicted model, not a curated record